Messenger RNA from Plasmodium cynomolgi strain B, 915 nucleotides. RefSeq lists its product as hypothetical. The transcript has a single exon. The record is from RefSeq and is a predicted model, not a curated record. NCBI's taxonomy places the organism in Eukaryota, Apicomplexa, Aconoidasida, Haemosporida, Plasmodiidae. The annotation marks the transcript as partial.
GCAGAGAGAAGAGGCCCGGCUGCAACGGCUGCUGGGCAGGCUGAAGGGUCAGGGGAUGUUCGACGAGGUGCACGAAGACACGGUGGACAAAAAUAUAGUGAAAAAAAUUGCCAUCCUGUACGACGUGUUCAGGAGGAUAAACGAAGGGAACGGAGCGAUUAUCGGGAGCAGCAACUCCGACUUUGUAUACACAAGCGACAUUAAACAUGCAUUAAAAUACGACGACUUCGUACGUGUGAGGUUCCACAUCAUCCCAAGGGAAAGAAAAAAUGGAAUCCUCAAAUUGGAACAGGAGGAAAAAAAUUAUCACUUUAUUGAAAAUAUGAAUCACAUCGUUAGCAACGUUUAUAACCCCUCCAGUUACGACCAAUUUUUAAGUAACCGAGUGGAGGAAGACAAAGACAAAUUAAAUUGCAUGAUGAAGUGUUUGAACGAAAUUGAGUCUGCAUAUAUAUACAGAUAUCGUAGUGACAGCAACAUAAAAUUGACGUUUGAAAUUUUUUGUCACAAUUUCUACACAUUUUUGUCGUAUGAUUAUAAAAAGAAAUCGUGCGUACAAAAUUUCCGUAACAAAUAUGACAAUGUGCAAGUGAGCAACCAUUUUCAAUUAUCCACUCCUCAGAAUAUGAUUCACGUAAACUCGAUCGGGACUGUGAUGCACCCCUCCACUGACCCGUACGAGAGAGAUACUUUGGAGAAACUGAAGCCCUUCAUUUUGGAGUCCCUCGAGAUGGUCAAGGAACUGCAUGACACGGGGGAUAGGAGACACCCCCCCUUUGGGGGGGCACAACUGGAUAAUGAUUUCUUUGUUAAGAAUACCCACUACGAGGAUGAUAUGCGCCGCCUCAUUCGCAUGGAGAGCGCGGCCAACGAGUACAGGCGCUUGCGCGCGGGCCUGGCAAAGCGGUUGAGCGG